AUGAUGACAAACACUUCCGAAGAGUUAGGGAAGCAUUCAACCUCAGUGUAUCGUGUGAGAGAAGACAGUGAAUACGUUCGGCUGGUUCUCUUGCCAAUAUUGCAGUGGGAAGCCACUGCCUUUGGCCGUCCUGUUCUUGCCCUUGUUCUUGUUGCUUCUCUCGCUUUGUUCCCUGUGCAAUGGUUAAAGAGAUGGCCCCGGAAUGCUGCAAUGAUUAGACUUGCUGGGGAAGGUAGUUGGUUCCAUCAAUUUCGAGUGGUUGCUCUCUUUAGGGUUUCACCCUUUCCGUACACAAUCUUCAACUAUGCAAUUGUGGUUACCAGUAUGACAUUUUGGCCCUACUUAUGCGGAUCAGUUGCUGGAAUGGUGCCAGAAGCUUUCAUUUACAUCUACAGUGGUCGCUUAAUAAGGACAUUUGCAGAUGUUAAGUAUGGGAACUAUCACUUGACUACAGUUGAGAUCAUAUACAACAUUAUAUCCUUAAUUGUUGCAAUUAUAACCACAGUUGCUUUUACUGUUUAUGCAAAAAAUGCUUUAAACGAGCUUAAAAGAGAAGAAGAAACUAGUGGAGUGGAAGCAUCUGCCUCGGGCCAUGGCAGUUUAGAGAUGGAGAAAGCUUCCUGUUGA
Molecule: messenger RNA, 627 nt
Organism: Prunus armeniaca (apricot)
Lineage: Eukaryota; Viridiplantae; Streptophyta; Magnoliopsida; Rosales; Rosaceae
Source: the annotation of a GenBank genome assembly